AUGAACCUAACGAAGAGGCCUCCGGCGGAGCUGAUCAUUCAACGGCCGGAUGGUACGCAAACCCGUUUUGUACGUCGCGUGAAAACCGUCAAAGCUCCGACGCAAACGCCCGUUGCGGAUGAGAUCGACGACGACUACAACGACGUCAUGAACACCCCGCUCUACACCACGAGUUUUAACAUUUUAUUGGAAGAGAAGGUCGUGGUGAAGAACCCCACGCGCUUUGUCAAGCUUGUUUACCAGCGAAUGCAGACGGAAGGGGUUCCGCUCGAUACCAAAACCUACAACCUCCUCAUGAAGCAUGUCGUGAGCCUAACCGACAACCUCGUCUUUGAGCUUUACGAAAAAUUGAAAGAGGAGGGUACGAAGGAGAAUUGCAGCGUGCAGCCGGAUAUUGAAACCUUCCGUCUUCUCUUCUGCGCGUGCGAGCGGAGUGCGCAGUAUCAGCGCGCGUUUUUAUUCUGCCAGCAGAUGAUGGAGCUUUUCGGGAUCACACUGGAUCGGCCGCUCUGCAAUACCCUGCUUGGUUUUUGCGCGGCGGUGCAGGACGUCGCGCAGGCGACGUAUUUCUUCGAGGUUAUGAAGGAGCAUAACGUACCACCGGAUGUAAAUACGUACAAUUGCUUUAUCAGCGUCCUCGCGGGGUCGGCCCCGUACGCGGAGAUCACGAGAGUUUUUCAUGAAAUGUGUGAGAACGGGAUCAAACCCACCAAACGAACCUACAACACGAUGCUGAAAGCCGCCCGAUUCCAUGACGAUUACGAAGGCGCCUUCCAGCUCUUUGAAGAGAUGAAGAAGAAGGGAUUUAUUCCCGAUAUCAUCACCUACAAUCUACUCCUGUGGGUUUGCCAGCAGCGGCUGGAUUACGUUUUAGGGCGGGGCCGUUACGCCCACAUCCGCCGCACCAUUGAGCAGCACCGCAACGGGUUGAAAUACCUCGCCCAGCUCGUCUUCGCGCUGCUAAACGAGAUGGAGGAGAUUCUGGUGACGCCGAACACCUUCAGCUUCAAUAAGAUUUUGACGAUUCUGCUGGAAUGCGGGGAUGUGCGGCUUUUUAAGGUUUUCCAAACCGUGAGCGCGACCUACCCGGAUGGGAGGGCGCGAAAAAACGAGGCAGCUCGGAAAGAACAAGGCGGAAGUGGCGGCAGCCCUCGUGGGGUGGUCGCGAAACCGACGAAAUCCGCCGCGGAGGUGCUCGACGAGGCGAUGUGCGAGGAAAGCCUCCAAAAAGAAGGCUGCAUCUCCGCCCGCUGCGCGCAGCCGAAUUUAGUAACCUACAAAACGGUUUUGAAGGCGUGUUUAAAGUUCGGCAUCUUAGAUCAGCCGGCGAUGCUUUAUCAGCAGCUUCAAUCCUAUGCGUUAACGAUCGAUAAGGAGCUGAUCACGCUGCUCUGGGAGGUGUGCGAGCGGAUGAAGAAUAAGGCCUGGGCGGAUGCACUCCUCACGGAGGCCCUUCAGGCCAGCCUCCUGGUGGAAACCAACUUUUUUAAUAAAUACCUCGAGGUCCUCCUCGCCGUCGACGACGAUGAAUUCUAUACCAUGACGGAGGCCAUGAAAGGGAAGGUGAACGCGUACGGUGCGAAGGCGAACACGCGCACCUACAACCUCAUUCUCAAAAGUUACAUCAAACGUCAUCAACCCGAGGUGGGGUUGCGGCUUUUUCGCGAGGAGAUGUGCGAGCUCUACGCCUCUGCGCAGCCCGACGACGAGAGCUAUUGUCUGGUGCUCGAACUCCACAAUCUCAUGCGGGAUACCAGGAUGGCGACGAAGCUCAUCGAGGACUGCCUGGAAGCGAAUGUGAAGCUCGGGAUCACCGUCUUCGAGGAGCUCCUCCGCAUUUACGCGGAAAACGACGACGAACGGAUUGAGGAAUGGUUUAAUCGUCUGAACCCGCGUGGCAGCGAGGCGCAAUCCUCCGCGGCGCCGCCGAAUCCACUGAUUCCAAAGAUCAGCCUCAAGUGUUUUGCGACGAUGAUGGCGUACUGCUACAAGCGCGGGGAGGAAAAACGCGUGAAGAAGCUUUUUAUCGAAUUGAAAACGCACCACACGAUGGAGGCGGACGAGUCGAUUUACAGCAUCCUCUUUAAAACGCACGGGGCGAAAAAAGAUACCAAGGCGAUGAUCGCUGCGUUUGAGGAGGCUCGUAUCAACGGCAUUCAGCUCGAUACCGAGAUGUACAACACGGUAUUAGCGCCUUUUGUCGAAGCAAGGGAUCCUUUUGUCUUUGAGGUCCUGUCGGAUAUGAAGUUGAAUGGCGUGCAGGCGGAAACAAGCACCUUCGCGCUGUUCUUGGAUUCCCAAUCUGGACGUGACCUCCUGAAGGCUGGGAUCGCCAGAAAACUAUUCCGUCAACACGACCUGGAUGCUAUCUCGGUGCUGUGA
Phytomonas sp. EM1 is the source of this 2382-nucleotide messenger RNA. The record is from the annotation of a GenBank genome assembly. NCBI's taxonomy places the organism in Eukaryota, Euglenozoa, Kinetoplastea, Trypanosomatida, Trypanosomatidae.